This is a messenger RNA of Mandrillus leucophaeus (drill), 4481 nucleotides long. It is a transcript of the gene CCAR2, whose product is annotated as cell cycle and apoptosis regulator 2. The record is from RefSeq and is a predicted model, not a curated record. Lineage: Eukaryota; Metazoa; Chordata; Mammalia; Primates; Cercopithecidae. Gene Ontology annotation, molecular function: RNA polymerase II complex binding. Gene Ontology annotation, cellular component: nucleus; DBIRD complex. The coding region runs from base 922 to 3693 and encodes 923 amino acids. Gene Ontology annotation, biological process: regulation of DNA-templated transcription; RNA splicing. The transcript is spliced from 21 exons.
GAACCAAUGGAUCCGAAGCCUUCUUUUCUAAUGGGAUUCUUUAGCGAGGACACUAUCGAGGCGCGACUUCCUGACGCGCAUCCGAUCCGGGAAGGCGCACUUCCGCUCCCCAGUUGCCGCGGGAUGGCAGGCCGGCGUGGGGGAAGGGAGAGAUCGGCGGAGACGAGGGAGGGACCAUAUCCGGGAGAGUGGCAGCUUCCGACCAGUGGUCGCGCUUCCGGAGAGGCGCUUCCGGUGGCGGCGGCAGCAGCGGCUGUGGUGGUUCCGGGUGUCUUUGUCCCCCCGGUGUCGCUGCCCUGGCCCGCAGGUGGGUUAGGGGGCCCCUCGCCGCCCAUCUGUCCCGUCGCCCCUCCGUCCCUCCGCUGACCGAGGGACUGCGAGGGCCGGGCGGCGAAGAUGCGUGGGGCGCGGAAGGGGCCGAGCCCCUCUUUGGACUGCAAGUCCCGUCUCCCUGGCAACGGCCUCGGCCUUGGGGGCGGGCGGGAGGAGGAGAAACCGCGCGCCUCAGUCCUCCCUCGGUGGCCUCGCCGCGGCCCUGCCGGGAGACCUGGCGCUGGCGGCUGCUGAGGCCGGAGCGGAGGGCCCGGGAGCGUGGGAGCAGGAGGGUGGCGCGCAGCCGGUUUCGCGUUCGGUCGGCCAGGGAGCUGCCUUCCCACCAGCCGGUCGAGGAAACAACGGGUCGGGCUUCCGGGGAGAGGGCUCACACCAUCUCCUCGCCGGCACCGGUCUCCUCCAUUUUUCCGGGCCCUGCGUGGAGGGUUUUGGCGGAUGUUUUUGAAUGAAGGAAUGUCAUCGGGGCUCUCUCCAGCCCCUCACCCCGCCAACUACUCUGGGGGUGGCGUGGCAUAGUGAGAGGAGCGCUAAGUUGUUGGGUGGCCUGGGUGCUUUUCCCCACGACUCUGAAAGAGGACAGCGUUCCCAAUGUCCCAGUUUAAGCGCCAGCGGAUCAACCCACUUCCAGGGGGACGCAACUUCUCAGGCACAGCUUCAACAUCUCUUCUGGGCCCUCCUCCUGGUUUGCUCACUCCUCCUGUGGCCACAGAACUGUCCCAGAAUGCCAGGCACCUUCAGGGUGGGGAGAAACAGCGGGUCUUCACUGGUAUUGUUACCAGCUUGCAUGACUACUUUGGGGUUGUGGAUGAAGAGGUCUUUUUUCAGCUAAGUGUGGUGAAGGGCCGGCUGCCCCAGCUGGGUGAGAAGGUGCUGGUGAAGGCUGCAUACAACCCAGGCCAGGCAGUGCCCUGGAAUGCUGUCAAGGUGCAAACGCUCUCCAACCAGCCCCUACUGAAGUCCCCAGCACCUCCCCUUCUGCAUGUAGCAGCCCUGGGCCAGAAGCAAGGGAUCCUGGGAGCUCAGCCUCAGUUGAUCUUCCAGCCUCACCGGAUUCCCCCACUCUUUCCUCAGAAGCCUCUGAGUCUCUUCCAGACAUCCCACACACUUCACCUGAGCCACCUGAACAGAUUUCCUGCCCGGGGCCCUCAUGGACGGUUGGAUCAGGGCCGAAGCGAUGACUAUGACUCCAAGAAACGCAAACAGCGGGCUGCUGGAGAGCCCUGGGGUGCUAAGAAGCCAAGGCAUGACCUGCCUCCUUACCGGGUCCACCUCACUCCCUACACUGUGGACAGCCCCGUCUGUGACUUCCUAGAACUCCAGCGUCGUUACCGCAGCCUCCUGGUCCCCUCAGAUUUUCUGUCCGUGCAUCUGAGUUGGCUGUCAGCCUUCCCUCUGAGCCAACCCUUUUCCCUCCAUCACCCGAGCCGGAUCCAGGUCUCUUCUGAAAAGGAGGCAGCUCCAGAUGCUGGUGCUGAGCCCAUCCCUGCAGACAGUGACCCCGCUUAUAGUUCCAAGGUACUACUGCUCUCUUCCCCGGGGUUGGAGGAAUUGUAUCGUUGUUGCAUGCUCUUUGUGGAUGACAUGGCUGAGCCAAGGGAGACGCCAGAGCAUCCUCUGAAGCAGAUUAAGUUUUUGCUGGGCAGAAAAGAAGAAGAGGCAGUGCUGGUUGGGGGUGAAUGGUCUCCUUCCCUGGAUGGCCUCGACCCCCAGGCUGACCCACAGGUGCUGGUGCGCACCGCCAUCCGCUGUGCGCAGGCCCAGACCGGCAUUGACUUGAGUGGCUGCACCAAGUGGUGGCGCUUUGCCGAGUUUCAGUACCUGCAGCCGGGACCCCCCCGGCGGCUCCAGACAGUGGUGGUGUACCUGCCGGACGUCUGGACCAUCAUGCCUACUUUGGAGGAGUGGGAGGCCCUGUGCCAGCAGAAAGCUGCAGAGGCAGCUCCUUCGACCCAGGAGGUACCAGGGGAAAUGGAGCCUACUGAACAGGCACCAGACGCCUUGGAGCAAGCAGCAGACACUUCUAGACGGAACGCAGAAACUUCAGAGGCCAGCACACAGCAGGAAACGGACACUGAUCUCCCAGAGGCCCCUCCACCCCCGCUAGAACCUGCUGUCAUCGCACGCCCUGGCUGUGUGAACCUGUCCCUCCAUGGGAUUGUGGAGGAUCGGAGGCCAAAAGAAAGGAUCUCUUUUGAGGUGAUGGUGCUGGCUGAGCUGUUUCUGGAGAUGCUCCAGAGGGAUUUUGGCUAUAGGGUUUAUAAGAUGCUGCUGAGCCUUCCUGAAAAGGUCGUGUCCCCACCUGAACCUGAGAAGGAGGAAGCGGCCAAGGAGGAAGCCACCAAGGAGGAAGAAGCCAUCAAAGAGGAGGUGGUCAAGGAGCCCAAGGAUGAGGCACAGAAUGAGGGCCCGGCUGCCGAGUCAGAGCCCCCACUGAAGGAGGAUGGGCUUUUGCCCAAACCACCCUCUUCUGGGGGAGAGGAAGAAGAAAAACCCCGGGGCGAGGCUUCCGAGGACCUGUGUGAGAUGGCCCUGGACCCAGAACUGUUGCUUCUGAGGGAUGAUGGAGAGGAGGAGUUUGCAGGAGCAAAGCUGGAGGAUUCGGAGGUCCGGUCCGUUGCCUCAAACCAGUCAGAGAUGGAGUUCUCUUCACUUCAGGACAUGCCCAAGGAGCUGGAUCCCUCUGCUGUGCUCCCCUUGGACUGUCUGCUUGCUUUUGUGUUCUUUGAUGCCAACUGGUGUGGCUACUUGCACCGGCGAGACUUGGAGAGGAUCCUCCUUACCCUUGGGAUCCGGCUCAGUGCAGAGCAGGCCAAGCAGCUGGUCAGCAGGGUGGUGACCCAGAACAUCUGCCAGUACCGGAGCCUUCAGUACAGCCGCCAGGAGGGCCUGGACGGUGGCCUUCCCGAGGAGGUGCUCUUUGGAAACCUGGACCUGCUGCCCCCUUCUGGGAAGAGCACGAAGCCAGGUGCCGCCCCUACGGAACACAAAGCCUUGGUGUCCCACAAUGGCAGCCUGAUCAACGUGGGGAGCCUGCUGCAGCGCGCGGAGCAGCAGGACAGUGGCCGGCUCUACCUAGAGAACAAGAUCCACACACUGGAGCUGAAGCUGGAGGAGAGCCAUAACCGUUUCUCAGCCACUGAAGUAACGAAUAAGACGCUGGCGGCAGAGAUGCAGGAGCUGCGAGCCCGGCUGGCGGAGGCUGAGGAGACCGCUCGGAUGGCGGAGCGACAGAAGAGCCAGCUCCAGCGGCUGCUGCAGGAGCUCCGCAGGCGCCUGACCCCCCUGCAGCUGGAGAUCCAGCGGGUGGUGGAAAAGGCUGACAGCUGGGUGGAGAAAGAGGAGCCGGCACCUAACAACUGACGGCCUCACACGGAACUGCCAUCCUGUGAGGGCAGCGGUGGCGCUCGGCAAAGUUGGAGCCCUUGCGGUACCAGAAAGCAGCGGGAGCGAGACCUGGGAGCCAGGGCGGGGGUGGCUGACCCCAUGCUCAGCCUCUAGGGGACGGCAGGCCAUCAGGCUGGGGGCUGUGCUAUGUGGGAUGGAUGUGUGAGGAACCCCGGUUCCAGUUAACAACUAAAUACAACAUCUUUUGCACCCCUAGAAUGUCAUAUUGCCCUCAACCUUGGUAUUUCUCCUGGGGCCCUUUUAGUCUUGUGCUGACUUUCUCCUGUCCUUUUCCAGUUUAGAAUAAGACAGGGGAGAAAAAGGCUUUUCAAGUGUGUGACAAGGUCUGAUGUCAGUGAACUGAACUGAAGAGACAGACGUGGAGCCUGGCUGGGGCUAAGCAACCCCUCCUCCGGAUGGCACAGGCUCUGCUAGGUUCCAGAUGCAGGCUCCUGGGGGAAGGGUCUCCCUUGGCCAUCACGGGAAUGGAGUCCAUGCUAGAAAGUGCUCAGUGUUGGGCUGGGUUUGCCAAUAGAACACUGUGUUCAGUCACCCCAGAUUUGCCAGAAGAAACCAGCACCUCUUUCCCGUGGCUCCUGUGUUCAGAAUGUGGUAUUGGCUCUGGCCCAGCCUUCUCCCCUGUUACCCAUAAUUCUUGCCUCUUUCCAUAAUCCGUGGUUUCAGUUUGACUUUGUAUAUAAAGUUGGGUUUUUUUUUUUUUUUUUUUUGGCUUGUUUUUUAAAUAAACCAAAGUCAAAAACAAA